Molecule: messenger RNA, 4787 nt
Organism: Ictalurus furcatus (blue catfish)
Lineage: Eukaryota; Metazoa; Chordata; Actinopteri; Siluriformes; Ictaluridae
Exons: 11
Coding region: 1052-1975 (307 amino acids)
Source: RefSeq, a predicted model, not a curated record
AUUGAGGUCGCUGUGGACAAGGACAAGAAGGAUGUCAAUGAGUUCCUGCGAAAGGGCAGGUUCUGGAAGUACUCUGAGAUUGUCUCUAUCUCCCAAUCCCUGUAGCAGUUCAAUCCUUUCUUCUUGGGGCCGUUUACAUGACGAUGGCUUUUUGGGGCCUGAAAAACUGUUUGCCGUUAUAGUCUCCGUGUGAACGUACACAAACGAGAAUCUGUGAAAACGAUGAUGUCAUGCGUGUGAGUACUUCAGAACUACAGUGGUGGACUACAGGACUGUGUUUGUGCUUCUCCAGCAAAGUGUAGAUUUACUGCAACACUACUACGACCAGCAGAUUUGUUACAUACCACACAUUAUUAACCCACAUCUACGCCAACGAAGAGUCUUCAAAAUCUUAUAUUUAUCUUCGUAAUUGUCUGUUUUGGAGCAUCCUUUUAUUGCUAAUAAAAUAUAGAAAGCAGACUGACUGCCAGUGUCUCACUAUUUGAUUUGUAUUGGCUGAUUUUGUUCCAUUUUGGUACAAUGAUGGUCAAUUAUUAUUACUUAAAGAUGCACUAUUUAGAUUUUUUUUCAGUGUUGAAAAAUGAACAAGCUUUGUUAACAGAAUUCUGACAUUGAGCACAAGAAAAGCUAAAACUUUUCUUGUAUAUGUUUAUAGGGCGGUCUUGUCCGGAUCGAUAUGGCGGAUAGAUGCUUAUAUGAACAGGCGCGUAGUGUUUCUUUACAAAGUGUCGCCAACUACUGGCCUGGCAUGCAUAAUACAGCGUUUUUGGUCGUUUUCACGGAUCUGUGUGAACGGGGAAUGUUUUGACAACGUUGUCGUGUAAGCAUACCCUUUGUGUGAGAGAGGAGACAAACUCUUUAGCAUUUUAUUGCAAACACUCUCACUUUCUACCCUGUACUUCACACCCCACCCCUUCAGGUGUGAAUGGGGCUGGCUGGGAGUUGAACAAGACAUUCAACAUAAAAUGAAAUGAGCCUGGAAAAAAAAUAGAAAAACAUAGUUAAUGUGAUCAGGAUGAUUAAAGAGCUGUAGAAGAGAGGGAAUGUGGUCAUGGACUUGCCCAGUCAGCUAGAAGAUGUGGGUGCAGAGGAUCCUGCACAGUCCCCAAGCCAGCCGGUGGCCACAGAACCCAAGCAGUCUCCCCAGCACACGUGCAGGAAGAGGAUGCGGGCAGAGACUCACGUGCGGGUUCUGAUGGAGAAAAUGGGCUUAAAGCAAAAGCAUUCCCUCUGCCGUCCUCUGCUGAGUGACUUCAUCUGUCACCUGGAGACCAACUUGUACAAAGAAAGUUUCAGACAGAAGGUGGAACAUGUGGCAAGGUUUUUGCACUUCAUGGAUCCCACUGCUCCCUCUCUGGAGUUUGUGCGUCAGUGUGAGCGAAUACAAGAGUACGUCAGAAAGCUGACAGUAAUCAAGGUCAGCAGGAACACUGUGCGGAACUACUUAAACAGCAUCAAAAGGUUCCUGAAGUAUCACGCGGAGAACACAGACCUCUCUUUUCGGGAUAAAGAUCUCUAUGAUGACAGUGUGGCUUGCAUCCACUUCCUGAGAUAUCUGCAGUCAUCCCACACAAAGAAAGUCAGCACGGAUAUCACUAGCAAUAGUUCACAUAGGUUCUUUGUGAUCAUAGACGUGGCUAAGAACGACUUCCUGGGGGUCAUCGGGAAGCUGAUCGGCCCCGACCGUAUUUCGGCCGAGUUCCUGACCAAACACGAACAAGUUAUGGUGCUCUAUUACCUGGAGGCCAUCCUGAUCCUAAAACAACUGCAACGGCCUGCGGUGGUGUCCGAAUGGGUGUGUCGGACACAGCGCGAGGACGGGUACGUCACGGUGAUGGUAAAAGACAACGUCGCUGUGAUGCAUGUGACUGUGGUCAUUCUUACACUGGAGGAGGAAAUGUGGUUCGACACGUAUUACACAGAGGUGCGUCCGGUGAUGCUGGGCAGGCAGAAGGGCUGGGGAGAGAGACUAUGAGGAGAGAUUUUUCAUCUCCUCCGCUGGAAAACCCGUCUACUUGCCCUCCUCUGAUCUUCUACGCCUCCAUCGACUGUACAACCUUCCCACGGUCACCAGUAUGAUGGCCAUGUGUGCGCUGGAGCAGAGCAACAUGGUUACGGAUUACCUUAAACACUGGGCAGUGGCCUCUGAGAAACACAGCAGGAUGAAGGAAUGCUGUAAUACACUGGCGGCUGUCAAGCUGCUGGAGGAGUUGUCCAACAAAAGACAAACUAGAACUAGUAAAAGUGGCAUUGGCACGAAGAUGGACAAGCAGUCUGCUUAUGACCUCUUGUUGCAGACGCACCCAGUGACCCUGCACGGGGCGCCGCCUAGCAGGGCCCAGCGGGUAUCACUGACAGGAACCUGCGAGAGGUACUGUUAUGAACGGUGGUGUGGGGAACAGCUGGAGCUCCGCAAGCAGCAUGUUAUUUCCCUCAGUAGCCAGGAUUGUAUCUUGGAUCAAAAAGCAGGGCUGGAGGAAGAACAGACCAGAUGCUUCGAGAGUAUUAGCAAGCUGGAUGCCUCCUGAAGGCGUGGACACCUCUCUGGACAGCCCUGUGAUCCGGAAGAUGGUCCGGAGACAGAACUGGAAGGGGCUGCUGGUGAUGGAGAUUGAAGGCAAGGGAAGACGUGUCGUCACCACCAGGCCCUUUGUGAAUGGAGAGGUGGUCUGUGAUUACCACGGUCAGCUGGUCAGCAGGCAGGUGGGGUUGAGGAUACAUGCCUCCAUGUCGGAGGGAGAGAGUAGAUACAUGUUCUUCUACACUGACAGCCACGGACAUGCAUGCAUCGAUGCACACGAACGGUGCGAGUGUCACCCGGACCAGGUGAUGUUUGGCAGGCUCAUUAGACAUGCUGCUAAAAAGAGAAAUCUGCAUCCUAGACUUUUUGUUGCUGAAGGGAAGGACGUCAUAAUUAAAUAUUCAAUAUUAAAUAUUAAAUAUACUGAAAGCAACCCCAAACACUAAAUAAAUAAUUUUUAUCUGCAAUUAUUUUCUUGGAUUGACUAAUUAUAUAUACUAAUUAUAAAUAAAUAGCUACAUUUUCUGAUAUAUAUAUAUUAGUGUGUGUAUGUAUAUAAAAUGUGCCUUAGCUAUCUGUUGAGUGCUAGCGAAUUCAGAUAGCUCAAUAACAAUUGAAAUUUGCAUUGUUCAGUAAUAUGAGUAUGGUGGCUUAAUAGAUUAGUGCAGUGGUUUUCAAAGUGGGGGCCGCCAGGGGGCGCCUGGGGGGCCUCAUCAAUUUGGUGUGAAAAAUAAAUACAUGAUUUUCUCUUUCUCACUCUGACACACACUCACACACAAUCAAUUCCUAAUGUAAUGUAAAGAUGUAAGAUGUAAUUAUUAAUUUAAAAAAAAGGGAUAUAUUCAGAAGUCUGUAUUUUUAAUGUGUUUUAAAGACAUCUUGCAAAAGGGGGGCCUCGGUCAAAUGUUAAUGCCAUUUGGGGGGCCUUGCCCUGGAAAAGUUUGGGAACCCCUGGAUUAGUGCCACUCUCAAACACUGGUAGCGUGGGGCGAGGGAUGCCGUACGCUGCUGCCAUUAAAAGUUCUGUUUUGGGUUGAGGCAAGUAACCAGCUUGGGGAAUAGGUGGUAGUGGAUAGGGGUGAAGACAGCCGGUUGUGUUAGAAGACGCUAUCACCCUCUGAUGAGUUGCUGGAAAGGACUGAGUCUGACUGAUAGGUUGAGCUACCUGCCCUGGUAACAAGGUAUUCACAUUUGAGAUUGAUGUAAUGGUUGUAACAGGAGGUACAGUUUGUGACAUCUGUGUGUGGUGUCUCAAAUUGGGUUGUUGCUGGUUGCAUGGAGUUAAAUUGAGGUAGUGUCCUUGAGACUGAGCCAGCCUACUGUGGGACAGGUGCGAUGUUCUCCACAGAAUAUGCGACUUGAGACAUCCCUUGGAUUUGAGUGACUGCACACAGGGACAAUGACGCUGUGGGAACUGGUACUAGUGUAGGUAUAGUAGCUUGUAACGCCAACUGAGAGGUUUGAUUGUUGACUGAACUGUGCGUCUCUUAAUGUGCUCUGUGCUUCUGGAGCAGUCUGUAUGGCUAGCAUUAUUGAGGAUGACGGGCAGGGUAACUGUUGAGAUAUAGGGAAGUGGGCUGAGCUGGCAUGGAGAGACUGCGAUGGUGGCCGAGUUGUGUCUGGUGAUGCUUGAGUCACUGGAGUAGUCACAUUUGUAUCGUUGCUAAGCAGCGAACUGACCAGUUUGGCCAGUUUAAGACCAGAUUCUGCUCUUUUCAGCUUGUGCUGUCUGUAUAACUGGUUAGAUAAGGCCUUCUUUGCCAUGAGAGCUUCUUCCUAAGCAGUUGGAGCCUCUUUAGCUUGAGUUUGUAGUCUCUGAUAUUCUAUUUCUGCCAGCAUGUCCUCCUCCAUUUGUUGGAGGAGGUCGUUGAACUGCCACGAUUUUAUUUUCUCCAGUAUGGCUGCCUGUCCACUUGUGAAUACAGAUGCACCAUGAACACAAGAGAUAAUGGAAGGAUGAGUGGAUUUAGAAUGAGAGCUGGCUUCACUAUGGCGCGUUUUCCUCGACUGACUCUUGUGCUGGCUGUGACAGCGGGAAGAAGCAACUGGAGGAAGGUCCACAACAGGUAGGUAGCCAACCUCAAAGUCACCCAGGUGGGAAGGCAAUUUGUUCUGUCUUCUGGGCCGAUCCAUGGUCUCUGAUGCAUCGCUAGCUGCGUGUUCAUAUUGUUAACUGUUGCUGUAUCCAGCUCGAAGGACCAUUCAACGUGGGAUGUGCACCUUCCCACAUUUGCAUGAGUUAACUGAUUUCAAAGCGGACAAAUAU